GUCAGGCAAACCCGCGACAGGGCGGAUAAUGUGUUCAUUAUUCGCGAAUAAAGAUUCGCCACGUUCGAUCGAAGGACACACAUAAGAGGGAAGAGGCUUUAAUGCGACACAAGGACGAGCAUGAUUCUGGCUGGAUCAGACCAUUUUCUGGCGGUACCUGUGGAAGCGACAGCAUUUCUGGGUGCCGUUGCUGGUUUCGUGGUUCUACUAUUGGCGCUGUUUCUGUACCUGUCACGCAAGUGGUGUUUCACACCGCCGUCCGCGACCACGCUUUUCGGCGGCGUAUGCGUGCCCCUGUGCGAGUCGAACAACAGCUCCACGUCACAGAUCACGAAGAACAUAGGAAAGGCAUUCUCCUACUCGGAUCCAGAGACUAGUUCCGAUUCGGAAGAAGACGCCCUACGUCGAUUGAAUCAACGUCCCCACCCGCCGCCUGAUACUCUGACCAUCCAAGCCGAAGAUGGUCCCACCAUCGUGGACGCCGGCACCACUUCUUCCAGCAGCUGCACAGAAGAACACUCUGCGGCCGAUCAACAACAGUGCGUGGUGGACGUCGGAGCUCCCAAUAUUCUGCUCGACACCAGAGAACAGGAGGUAGAGGUUGAACAGAAUGGACCGACGAGCAACGACGUCAUCGCGACGUUGGGCACGGUCGCCGAGGAAGUUGGUAGUCUCGAGGUCGCUUUCUUAUACGACGCCCCGAUGCGAGAGAUGACGGUGCACGUGCUUCAAGGACGAAAUUACCCCGAGGGUAUAGGCGGAAGUCAAGUGCGGCUUGUGCUUUUACCGUCGAAAAAGCAACGACGUAAAACACGGGUACGACAGGGCACGUCUCCACAAUACAUGGAAAGCUUUCUCCUUCCUCGAGUCAAUCCAGAGGACGUGAACGCGAUGGGUGUACGUCUGAGAGUCUACUUCUGGGGCGGGAGAAUGCGUCGAGAGAGACUGCUAGGCGAAGCCAGAGUCUCUUUCGAUCAAAUCAAUCUUCAGCUCGAGACGACUCUUUGGUUGACCCUACAACCACCACCUUCGUCUUCGGUACAAGAAUGGGGUACAACUGGUAGUCUGACUCGCAGCGACUCCACAGGAUCUCAGCAGUCCGUUCAGUCGUACGCGUCGCCCACCGUGCCGCCUUACGGUAGCAGCAUGAAGGGUGGAAGCGUGGCCGAGAUUCUGAUCGGUUUGGCGUACAACGGGACGACUGGACGUUUGUCCGUUGAAAUAAUCAAGGGGUCACACUUUCGGGGUGGCGGUGGUAACGACACGAAACCGCCCGACACGUAUGUGAAGCUUGCGCUGGUGGACAGUAAUGGUCAUGAAAUGGGACGGUCGAAAACUUGUUUGAAACGUGCACAACCGAAUCCUCUUUACAAGGAAACGUUCAUAUUCCAGGUCGCUCUGUUCCAACUCGGGGACGUGACCCUCUUCCUCUCGGUGUACAACCGACGAAGAGGUGCCAUGGGAAGGAAGGGACGGGAGAUGAUCGGCUGGCUCAGUUUGGGACUGAACAGUUCCGGUUCGGAGGAGCUUCAGCAUUGGAACGAUAUGCGGGCCGCGAGACAACCGACCCAGGUUCAACGCUGGCACUCGUUGCUACGCCCUUGAAACGUUCGAUCGAGACAGAGUUCCUGUUACGGAGAAACAAUUUACGUUAAACGGGGUGAAACGACGAUAUUUGUAGUUCGACGGACGGAAAACACGUUGUGGAUGUAACCACGGUCGCUGAUUCUACGCACCAAAAACACGAUCGACCGUUUAGAGAGAACAAAAAAAAGCAAGAAGAGGCUAGGGACAAAUUUUCACUGAAAGGCGGAACCACGGCCGUUCGACCGGAUGUGCCGCCGCGUCUUACUGCCUGUACAACGCCCCGAAGUCAAUAUCGUCGAUCUGUCGAUCCUACGAGUCAGAUGAUGUCACGACAAUUUUACGCAUGUGGUAACUCUGAGUUACAGAACUCUAUCGAUGUACCAAGUACAUUCCCUUUUUGAUACGCCGGACGGAGUUGAGGGUGUGUUUCAGCAUACAUAUUACGCCGCGCGUGUCCGUCAACGGAGAAUCGUCGUGGGAUAACCAGCCGCGUCCGAGAGUUCGCUAACCUAAACGGUAUAAAUCAAUUCCUCUUAAUCUCCCCUGCGCUACCCGGAUGUCUCUCGACUCCGCGACACUUUC
Messenger RNA from Dufourea novaeangliae, 2169 nucleotides. It is a transcript of the gene Syt14, whose product is annotated as synaptotagmin-14. Lineage: Eukaryota; Metazoa; Arthropoda; Insecta; Hymenoptera; Halictidae. The transcript is spliced from 9 exons. The record is from RefSeq and is a predicted model, not a curated record. Bases 121 to 1605 code for a protein of 494 amino acids.